Helianthus annuus (common sunflower) is the source of this 918-nucleotide messenger RNA. RefSeq lists its product as uncharacterized. Lineage: Eukaryota; Viridiplantae; Streptophyta; Magnoliopsida; Asterales; Asteraceae. The transcript is spliced from 5 exons. The coding region runs from base 1 to 897 and encodes 298 amino acids. The record is from RefSeq and is a predicted model, not a curated record.
AUGACACAAUUGUUUGAGCGAUUCCAGAUGUAUUAUCGGUGGGAGGAGAAAAACCAUGCACAAAUUCAUAGGUGCUGGGAGAAGUGCAUUGCUGGUAAAUUCCCCACUUUGCUGCGUAACGUACGGAAUGAGGCUAAAGCUAAGGCGAAGGAAAAAGGUAAAAAUAUUGGAGACGAUAUGACCGAUCUUAUUGACUUUAAACCAACAUGGAUAAGAUCUGAGAUAUGGGAACAAAUGCUUGACCACUGGAACACACCUAAGUGGAAAGCAAAGUCUUUAAGAAACAAAGAAAUUAGAAGUAGGGCAACCGGCGGCAAACAUACGCUAGGAUCUCAAUCCUAUGUGACCAUGAAAAGAAAAGCGGAAAGGAAACUUGGGCGUGAAUUGACGAUUCGUGAGGCGUUUAAGCAAUCACACUGUAGGAAAGGAAGUCGACCAUUGGAUAAAGAUCUAACUUGUAGCAAUUCACUACUUUUGGACGUUGAUUCGGAAGGGGACACUCAAGAAGAAAAUCUUGUAUGGGUUGAUGCUAGGGCAGAGGAGACUUGGGUUAAAUAUGAAGGUUUUCUUGAGGAGAAGUAUGGGAAAGAACGUAAUAAACAUCCAAAAUUUGACAAAGACCUGUGGUCACGAGCUGAGGGCAAGAAUAAAGGAAAAGGGUACGGGUUAGGCAAUGAUAGUGACCCGUGUGUACAUAGUAGAGAAGACCCUGAGAUUGAAAAGUUGAACUUAGUUAUCAAGGAGCUCGUUAAGGAAAAAGAUGAAGACAAAGAAAGGUUCAAUGGAAUUAUUGCGGGGUUGUUGGCUGACAAAGAAAAAGAUAAGGUGGAUAAAGAUGUGUUGCUUGAUAGGAUGUCACAAAUUGAAGCUAUGUUAACAGCUACGGUUCGAAAAUAGACUAUAAACACUUGGUUUUGA